Molecule: messenger RNA, 4812 nt
Organism: Oncorhynchus nerka (sockeye salmon)
Lineage: Eukaryota; Metazoa; Chordata; Actinopteri; Salmoniformes; Salmonidae
Product: IQ motif and SEC7 domain-containing protein 3-like
Exons: 15
Coding region: 336-3737 (1133 amino acids)
Biological process (GO): actin cytoskeleton organization; regulation of ARF protein signal transduction
Molecular function (GO): guanyl-nucleotide exchange factor activity; protein binding
Source: RefSeq, a predicted model, not a curated record
CACAGCCGUAUCGGUGGCCGCAAGGGAGAAGAGGAGAAUCUCAUCACGGGAAGACCGGAAGGUGUACCUCUACAUCUGAUCAUCAUAUCUCUUUUUUUUCCUGUCUCUCUCUUGCUUUUUUCCGUUUGAACGAAAUAGUCUCUUCUCUUACACCUGAUCAUCUCUCACAGAAACAGAAUAGGUUUAAAAACAGAAGAGAAGAGUAACGUUACAACGAAGGGAGGGACUAAUGGAGGCAUAAAAAGCAAAGGAGAAGAGAGGAGAAAUUUACCUCUCCCCUAGACUACACUCGAUAAUCUCAAUAUCGCUCUCCUUUGCGCUAUCUCUCUCUGGUCAUGGCGUUGCAGGGAACCAGCCUGCUAGAGAACCCGGUCCAGGCAAUUCUGUACCUUAGAGAAUUGACCACUAUAGUUCAGAACCAGCAGAGCCUCAUCCAGACACAGCGCCUGCGCAUUGAUGAACUGGACCGGCGCGUGGACGAGCUGCUCGGGGAGAACAGGAAUCUGCGCGAGGCAAGAGUACAACAUCAUCAUUAUCAUCAUCACCCGGACUCCAACAGUAACCUUCAUCAUCCUCAGCACCAACAUCCAGACACACAACCCCAUGACACCGGGUCUCUGCCUGCCAAACCUCCGCCUGAAAUCCACCCGGACCAAGAAAAGCCGCCUCUACAACCCGCUUAUCCGGAGGACAUGCAGUUGGUACCCGCCCAGCCGCAGUCAACGAGCCCUCCGCCAAGCGAGGACGGCCCGGGCAAGGGGGAGGACGGCAGGACCAGCCCGGGCUGCCGCACACUGAAUCCCCUGGUUCCCCUAGCUCCCCUCACUCCUACCACUCUCUGCCGCUCGGUGGGUCUUGCCAAUCAAUCAGAGAGUCAGACAAUACUACAUCAGUUCUGCUGUCCUGCCCCAGAGGCUGCUCCCACUGGCUCCUCCAGUGAUGGGCAGCUGCUGAGUCUGGAGGGCGGGAAUUCCUCCAGCGGACAGGAAAGAGAGGGGUCGGGGGGUGUGGCUCGGAGAGAAGGACCCAGCGACUACGAACUUGCCCUGGAGAACAAGACCAAACAGAUAGAGGAGUUGGAACAGAGGUACGGUGGCCACCUGGUGUCGCGGCGCGCUGCGUGUUGUAUUCAGAUGGCGUUCCGUCAGUACCAGCUCAGUAAGAACUUCCAGAAGAUCCGUAACUCUCUGUCAGAGAGCAAGUUGCCACGCCGCAUCUCCCUGCGCCGGCCCAACCCCAGCCGGGGCCAGAACCCCACCCAGCAACACAGCUUCCUGUUAGAGACCGGGAGACCCCCCCUGCGCCCUAAAACACCCCCACCACCCCCUUCACGCUCCACCUCCCUGCCCCCCUCUCCCGCCACGGGCCCCGGGCCCUCGCUCACACAGCUGGAGGACUGCUUCUCAGAGCAGGUACGCUCACUGGCCCAUUCGAUAGACGAGGCCCUGCGUGGGUGGAGCCUGUCGGAGGGGGUUGAGGGGGGGACAGCGGGGCUGCUGAUGGACCCCGGGGCGUUUCGGAUGGCUGCACAGAGUGCCUGCAUGCCUCGCAGUGCCAGCUCCCUGCUCAUGGCCUUCAGAGACGUCACCGUUCACAUCGACACCAACAACUACACCGUCUCCACGACUACCACCUCCACAACCACUGCUACCCACGGCAACACAGGGGCAGGAGCGGGAGGGAGCAGGCAAGUCUCAGUGGAUGGGGGAGAGAGGGGAGGAGGGGUGAGGACUCAAUCAACAACCUCCCAGCUAAGGGGUGAGGCGGAGUUUCCUGCCCCCCCUCCCAGUGAGUUGUUGGAGGGAGGAGGGUCGAGAAGGGGGUCAACUGUGACAGGGCAGGGGGGAGAGAUGGGGAGGCAGAGUGGCUCAGAGAGACUCAGUUCCACCUCUACCUCAGCCCAGUCUAACCAGUAUACCACUCAGUCAUCCUAUUCCCAGUACCCCCAGUACUCCACAUACCCCAAGGCUCAUCACCCCCAGUCCCAGCCAGGGUCCCAGUCAACCAGGGACCCCACCUCUGAGGCUCUCCAGGCCCUGGUCCUCUCUCUGCCUAGAGACCGCUGCCAGGACCCUACCUCCUGCCGAUCCCCCACACUCUCCACUGAUACGCAUCGCAAACGACUCUAUCGCAUUGGACUCAACCUCUUCAACGUGAACCCAGAGCGAGGCAUCCACUUCCUGAUCACCCGUGGUUUUGUCCCAGACACGCCCAUGGGCGUGGCCCACUUCCUGCUACAGAGGAAGGGCCUGAGCCGACAGAUGAUUGGAGAGUUCCUGGGGAACAGUAAGCUACUCUUCAACAGAGAUGUCCUAGACUGUGUGGUGGAUGAGAUGGACUUCUCUGGGAUGGAGCUGGAUGAGGCUCUGAGGAAGUUCCAGUCUCACAUCAGAGUCCAGGGAGAGGCCCAGAAGGUGGAGAGACUCAUUGAAGCUUUCAGUCAGAGGUAUUGUAUGUGUAAUCCCGAGGUGGUGCAGCAGUUCCAUAACCCAGACACCAUUUUCAUCCUGGCCUUUGCUGUGGUCCUCCUCAACACUGAUAUGUAUUCCCCUAACAUCAAACCUCAACGCAAGAUGGGCCUUGACGACUUCAUACGUAACCUACGAGGAGUGGACGACGGGGCAGACAUCCCCAGGGAGAUGGUGACAGGGAUCUAUGAGAGGACCCAGCAGAGAGAGCUACGCUCCAACGAAGACCACGUCACCUACGUCAGCCGUGUGGAACAGUCCAUACUGGGCAUGAAGACUAUCCUGUCUGUGCCCCACCGUAGGCUGGUCUGCUGCUGUCGUUUGUUCGAGGUGGCAGACUUCAACAAACCUCUGAAACAGAAACUGGCGAACACCCAAAGAGAGGUGUUCCUUUUCAACGACCUCAUACUGAUCCUGAAGCUGUGUCCAAAGAAGAAGACUUCUGCUUCCUACACCUUCUGUAAAGCCAUGGGUCUACUGGGCAUGCAGUUUCACCUCUUCAGCAAUGAAUACUAUGCUCAUGGCAUCACCAUGUUGAGUCCGUUCUCUUCAGAGAAGAAGCAGCUGGUGAGUUUUUGCUCCCCCAGCGGAGAGGAGCUCAGGAAUUUCACAGAGGAGCUACGUGAGUCCAUCACUGAGGUCAACGAGAUGGAGCAGAUACACAUCCAAUGGGAGCUGGAGAGAGAACAGGGGGUGCAGACUCACACUCCCCACACCAAUGGAGGACAGAUGGACACACUCAGUCGACACACAGGAUCACCCACUGCCCAGCAAGACCUGUAUGACAAGACUGGCAACAACACUGUGGAGGUGUCAAUUCACAAUAGGCUGCUGCAGACCUACCACAUGACCCAGCCCAGCCCUGAUAGGCUGCUCCAGACCUACCAUGUGACCAGUCCUGACUCCACCCAACUGGCUCUGGCAGCACCAGCCAUGCUAAGUGCCACCCACCCCGGAGAGUUCCGCCCAGACACCCUCAUUCAAUGCCAGCAGAUCGUCAAGGUGAUCGUCAUGGACCAGAGCGGCCGCGGGAGAAUGGAAGCUUUCCUCAACCAAGGAAGCCCCGCCUCCCACCACCGCCUCAUCCAAUCAGCGAUGUCCACGCCAGUACGGGUCAGAGAGGGAUCUGAGCCCCCUCUGCCUCCCCCUCCUCCCCCCUACAACCACCCCCACCAGUACUGUCCCCCCGACUCCCCCUGCCCUCUCUCACACACCCUGCCUCACCCCCUCCGCAGACGCAACUCUAGUGGCUGCCGCAGCCUCGUCUGACAUAUGACCCCCCUCACCCCUGACCCUACCACACCUUAUCAUGCGCCCUCUGACCUUUUGUUAAAUAGUCAUGUACUGUAUUGGUGAAACACACACAACACAAAAACUCAUAGACAAAGAUAGAGAAAAGGUGAGACGAGGAAGGGAGGAAGAGAAAGAGGGCGGGAAGGAAGUCGUCUGAGAGAAAGGGAAUAAGCCGAUAAAGCGAGUGGGGGGAUAAUAGAGAGGAUUCAAAUCAAUAUGAAAUCAAAGUCAUCUAAUGAUUUCAUGUGUAUUUUUGAAUAGGAUGUCAUUUUGACAACAUUUCUAAACAGAGAUUUUCUAAUCGUGCAGCUCUUGUGACACAGUGUCAUCUGUACAUAUCUAUAUCUGUUCCUGACUUUAGAAAGAACAAUUUAGGAUACAACCUCUCACCACCUGAUCCCCGACUCUAACCCUGCCCUGAUGUCACACAGCUGAUGGAACACACAGAUCUCCUCCAUGUGUGGAGCUGUCUGGACAUGGAGACAUGUCACCUCAAUGACAUCAACAUCAUCUAGGGUUUUAGCCCUCCUCUUUAGCACACGGUGUUUUGGUGAUGUGUGGUAAAAUAUGAUAAUCAGAUGCUAAUAAUACUUUUGAUCGUGAAGAAGUGAGUAUGUCUGAGUAGCAGGGAGGGAAGAAGUGAGUAUGUCAGAUUUGCAGGGAGGAAAGACUGUUUCUCCUGACUCCUGGCUUACAGAUGAUUACAAUCUGUAUUUCUAUUCGUAAUGUCGGACUUCUACCCUGAUUAACAUAUCUGCGUGUGCAUGUGUGUUUGAGAGUAUAAGGGUCUCCUAGUGUAUGUGCGAGUGAAAGGGUGUGUCUGUGUGUGCAUGUGUGUUUGAGAGUAUAAGGGUCUCCUAGUGUAUGUGCGAGUGAAAGGGUGUGUCUGUGUGUGCAUGUGUGUUUGAGAGUAUAAGGGUCUGCUAGUGUAUGUGCGAGUGAAAGGGUGUGUCUGUGUGUGCAUGUGUGUUUGAGAGUAUAAGGGUCUGCUAGUGUAUGUGCGAGUGAAAGGGUGUGUCUGUGUGUGCAUGUGUGUUUGAGAGUAUAAGGG